AUGGAAUCAGGGUUGUGUGACGAGCUUACCCCCCGGGCGGCAAAUGUAACUCUCAAAGAACGAUACAGGCUGGUCUUUGCACAUAGAGAGAGCCCUCUCAGCACAACAUACCUGCAGAAUAUGACUCUAGUGACUCACUUCCAUUACAUCAAGCCUUCGUCCAUUGAUGGCUUGGUGCAUCACAGUAUUGGGUGCAUGCUGGACCUUCUCGACUUUGGCACGGCCCAAUUUGAAAAACGGGAAGCAUGA
Penicillium maclennaniae is the source of this 249-nucleotide messenger RNA. RefSeq lists its product as uncharacterized. Gene Ontology annotation, molecular function: catalytic activity. The record is from RefSeq and is a predicted model, not a curated record. Bases 1 to 249 code for a protein of 82 amino acids. The transcript has 2 exons. Lineage: Eukaryota; Fungi; Ascomycota; Eurotiomycetes; Eurotiales; Aspergillaceae.